Messenger RNA from Sciurus carolinensis (gray squirrel), 10715 nucleotides. RefSeq names its product ankyrin repeat domain-containing protein 26-like. The record is from RefSeq and is a predicted model, not a curated record. Gene Ontology annotation, molecular function: protein binding. Bases 1096 to 2676 code for a protein of 526 amino acids. Lineage: Eukaryota; Metazoa; Chordata; Mammalia; Rodentia; Sciuridae. The transcript has 16 exons.
UGAUAAUCUUACGUCCCGUCUUCGGGCGGAAAUUGUUCGAGUGAAUUCUACUAGAGUACAUAUUGCUUCUGUAUCUGAAUUUGCCUCUUGGAUUUCUUCGGCUUUUUCUUUUGUGAAACAAUGGGCCGGAUUAGCUGCUCUAGGAGGGGCACUCCUAUUUGGUAUCUUUUACAUUGUCCGCGUCAUCACACGUUUGCGUGCCUCUCAACAACGAGACCGUAUUAUUUUCCGCCAAGCCAUGACUGCAUUAGAAGUCGGCAGCUCCCCUCAUGCUUGGUUAUCUAUGCUGGACCGGUAGUCAAUGACGGGUAACGAAGGAGGUGGCCAUACACCAACCUAAGACAGAAGCUGCAGCAUGAUCUGCAGACUUUGAUGACGGCUAUAUUAAUGCAGCAAGUCCUAAAGCCAUAAUGUGGCAUGCUAUCCCUUUUGAGAGGUGAAUAAUACUGAAUAAAAAUGGCAGAAGUGGGAAGAUGGUUCCAGGACAAAUGUAUAUUGGAGUGGAAUAUGAUUAUGAAUAUGAAGCCAAGGACCAAAAGAUUGUGAUAAAACAAGGGGAGCAGUACAUCUUGGUGAAAAAGACCAAUGAUGGCUGGUGGCAAUUUAAACUGGAUGAGAAUUCCAAAGCCUUUUUUGUGCCAGCCCAGUAUGUCACGGAGGUCACCUGCAAAACUCUAAUGCCGCCUGUUAAAGCAGCUAAUUGGACUGCCAAAUAAUUCUGUGAAAAUGAUGCAGAGUCCACACCUUCAGAGAUUGACAGAAAAUGUGAACAAAUUGCCUGAGCUUUCAAGGUUUGGAAAGCCAUCAUCGUCUGUUCAAGGAACAGGUCUUAUUCGUGGUGCCAGUGAGAAUUUUGGACCCAAGUUUAUCCAGGCCAGACUCUCAAUCUAAGCCUGGACCUGACCUAUAAUAACGGAAAGUAUAACAGUGACUCACAUUCUCCUAAAGUUUGUAGCCAGAACAGGACACGCUUAUUUGGUCACUUUCCUCGCCUGGAGUUCUUGGACAUUGAGAAAACUAGCUUUUCCCAGGAACAGUCUUGUGAUUCAGCAGGAGAAGGCUGGGAAAGAAUCCAUCAAGAUUCUGAAUCUGGAGAUGAGCUUCGCAGCAGCUCCACUGAACAGGACUGCUCUGCAUUAUGCCUGUGUCUAUGACCAGCCCAAAGUGGUGACAUUCCUGAUAAAGAUGCAUUUUGAUGUCAACAUCUGUGACGAUGACAAGAGCACAGCACUCAUUAAGGCUGUACAAUUCCAGGCGGAGGAGUGUGCCAUGAUUUUGCUGCAGUCUGGUGCAGAUCCAAAUGUGAUGGACGCCAGUGGCAACACUGCCCUGCACUAUGCUGUCUACAGUAAGAACACGUGCACAGCAGCAAACCUGCUUAGGCACAUGGCGAUGAUUGAAGCAAAAAACAAGGACAGCCUCACUCCACUAUUACUUGCUCUGAAAGAAAACAAUCAGCAAAUGGCAGAAUUCCUAGUGGACAUGGGAGCGAGCAUCCAUGCGACGGAUCAUCACGGACGAACAUCACUGAUGCUCGCAGCAGGACACAAAAGCAAAGGAACAGUCAGGCUGCUGCUGCAAAAAGGAGUUGACGUGUGUUUGAAAGAUCGCUCUGGUAGGACCGCAUUGUCCUAUGCAGUCAAUUGCAGCGAUAACCUUAAAGAAAUAACUGUUGCAUAUGAAGAAAAGCAACGUGAAAUGUUUCAAAAUAAAUAUCCAGCAGAAGUACUUGCAGGAAAGACAUCAGAGGAAGAACAGGCAAGACUUGAUGUGUGUGAAGUUAACGAACUAAAGGAUAAACAACACUGCAGGGGACCUGAAAUAGAGAAAAUUGAAACCCCAGCGAUGUGUGAAGGUGGUGGUGCUGCUUCUGCCUCUAGUCAUGAUGAACUUCCAAAACCCAAUAAACAGCAGUUGGCUCUUGAGAAGGAACACCAUGAUCAGGCAAAAAUCGAGAUGGACAAUGAGAGGGACAUUGUCGAAGAGAUUCUGCGCAAUCAAAUUUUCUAUGAAAAGGAGUUGGAUGAUCUUAAUGAACAACUGCAAUAUUCCUGUUCACAACGUGCAUGUCUCAAUGUGGAAAAUCAAUUCCUGAGACAGGAGGUUCUCUCUCUGGAAGAAUUAAAAAUUACGUGUGGAAAACUGGAGGAGGAGAAGAAGGAAUUAGAAGAAAAAAUAGUAACCCUUCAGUCGAGGGAAAAUGAUUUAUUGGAAAUUGAUCCAAGAGGACAGUAUGAAGCAGCAAGUGAAAACACAGGGAGAGAAAAAGCAUUGGAGGAAACAAUACAGUCUUUACAGGCAAAGAUGUAUUUACACCAAUUAAGAGAACAUCAUGACGCUUCCAUGAGGAGUCAGAUGAGGCUGAACAUCCAAGACAUGAAGGCCAAACUUUUUGACAUGAACAAUCAAGUUUACGCUUAUAAAAUAGAGCUAGAACAGUAUAAACAGCUCUAUUUCGAAGAAGUGGACAGGAGAAUGUCAUUGUCUGAUGAACUUAGCAUGACGAAGGAAAGGCUAGCGGAAGUGAGUAAUGAGCUUGCAAGAUGUUGUAAUGUUCAGGAAACAUCAAUGAUCCUACUGCACACCAGCCGUGUUGAAAUAACAACAUGCAGAACUGUGGCUGCAAGCUCUACCUCUCUUUCAAGUGAGCAGUAUUUUGAAGAAGAAACAUCAUAAAGUCAAGGAAGAAGAAAACCUUUCCGUAAUAGUGAAAUCUACGAACCAAAACAAGAACUUGUAAAUCUGGGAUAUAAGUUUAAGAUCAUUUGCAUAAAACUGUUUUCUUGUGAUAUAAUGAACCUAUUGGAAAUUGACAUUUGUGGUAGCAUUUUAUUUGGCUUACUCUAAAGAUACUUCUAGUAGGCCUUAGUAAGAUCAACCUUUCCAAAUGAGAAUAUUGUGUUCCCAAAUUCUAUUCUGAGUAUAUAUAAAUUUAAUAUCAUUAGGGAACUCCAGGGUGAGUUUAUCAAUUACCCAUGCUGCAUUUUGCUGAUAAAUAUGCAUGGGAUGCUUAAUUACUUGAAGAAAAGCAUAAAGUUAUGACUUGAAACAGCUCAUGAAAGUGGACAUUUGAAAACUUGUCACAGUGGCACCAAUUUAAUUGCCCUUUUGUUUUUGCUUUUAGGAGAUAGUAAAGAAACCCAUCUUGCAGGAUGACAUUGAAGAUUGGUCUUCUGAUUAUAUAAGAUGAUUAUUUUAUAAAAGACUUUCUAGUGUAUAAGACACAGCAGUGUCCAACUGUAUAUAGUGGCCAGUUUUCUUCAUUUUUACUUUGUUAUCUGUGUUAUGGCUGAAUAUGGAUUUGUGUUUAUACAGAUUUUACUUGUAUGAUUUCCUGUUAAACCUCAUAUAUAUGUGCUUGCUUAUGUGAAAAAAGAGGCACUAUGACUUUGAUACCUUUCUAAAUUAAAAACAAAUAGAACAGUGCUUUCAAAGUUUCACUAAAUAUGUUCAUUCCUUUUAACAACGUUGAGUGUCCCUAAAGCUUGUGUGUUUUUCACUACUCAUGCUUUGGUGAGAUCUUUAUCUAACAGAAUAGGACAGUGAUGAAUGUUGCAAGACAUUUUUCUUAUUUUUUCCUGCCUAAUCUGUUCUAGGAACUGUAUUAAACCAUUCCAGAGGGAAAACUUCUGAAUUUCUGUUAAAGAAAUAGUUUGAUUCAAUGGGAUAGCAAAAAUUGGAUGAAAGGGACUUUCAAAUACUCUUUUCAUGUUUUUAAAUUGCCCUGGUGAGACCAACCACUCUACACUGCCACCAAGCAGGAGAAAACUACAGCCUUCAGUGCCCAGGACCUUUAGAUAGGCUCUUGGGUGUCCCUUGGAGAGCAGCCCCUCCCUUAGCUUGUCCCCACUCCCUGCUUACUCCAGGUUUGAGGGUGUGAAUAGGUCAGUGUAGAUUUCAUAGUUAGCACUUAAUAGAUCAAUUAAAAUUGUCAAUUCAAUCAAAAUUAUCUUAGUAGCUCUCCAUAUUACGUGUCUAUUCUAUUCUGCAAAUAGUGUGUAUAACUCAGUGUAGAUUUCAUACUUAGCAUUUAAUAGAUCAAUUAGAAUUGUCCAUUGAAUCAAAGUUAUCUUCAUAGCUUUCCAUAUUACAUGUCUAUUCUAUUACCUACAUAUAACUAGUUCUAGGCUCUGAAACUCUUCUUUUAAGGCCGCAUUUUAAAAUGAUAUUCCCGGAGUUAUAACUCCCUUUCCAAUUUAGCAUUACAAAUAAUAUUUUUAUUCCUUACACUGUGACAGGUGUUGCAAUGUGGUAUAAGUCAGAGAACUGAAACCAAGGUAGUUUGUAAACACAGUGGAGCAAAUUUAGACUAAUGUAUUAAUGUAUCAUUUUCUGAAAUGAUCUAUAAAUAGCAAAUGUCCCUUUUUUGGUUAAUAUAUUUUAUGUUAAAUACGUUUUGUUAAAUAUGUUUUGCUCAUUUCAUCAAAUGAGAAAUAGGACAAUAUAAACAUUCUUAGUGAAAUAAACAUCCUUAUUUAUUUAUGCUCUCUUACAUGGCUCCAUGGUCUCAUUCCUUCUGCUAUUGGUGUAUGUCGUCCACCUGCGUAUGGUGUUAGAAAACAUAGGUGUCCUCCAGUUCUGUUUUGUGGCAGCAAAAUGCACACUCCUGCAUUUUGUAGUAGAGUCAAGCCAAUGCACUUCAUCAGUUGUCUCCUGACUUGUGCCAGUUUAACAUAUUAUCAUUUACUGUGCCAAGGGACUACCUUUUAUCCUCAGGAAUACUCCAACUAACUUCUCCUAGAAUAAAAAAAUAUUUACCUGUUUGAAAUUAAUUCAUCCUUUCCUCUUACCACUUACCCUCCUCAGCCCCUUGCUCUGGCUUCUCUCCACCUUCACCACUUACAAUUCCUUAAGAGCUCUUCCUUGCCUCUGGCUGUUUGCAUGUGCUUCUUUGUUCUGGCUACUGUCUCCUUACACUUGCGGUAUCCACAUACACAUUACCUCCACCAGAAAAGACUGCAAAAGGUUUCAUCUGAGUGUUCCAGUUCUGCUCUUUUCAGAUGUUUCCAUAGUGUCUAUGACUUUGUGUGAAAUUUGCUGGUAGGACACUUCUGUUGUAAUAUAGAUUCUUGAGCAGUGGACCCUAUCACCUCCAGGUAGUCACUCCAGCACCUGUCACACUGCCCUUCCCACGUGCUUGUUGAAUUAAUGUACUCAGAAUGAGGAACCAGAAGCUCAGAUACAGAGCCAGAAUGAUGACAAAUCCAGUGAGCAAACAUGGGCAAAUUAUUUUUAAUCAUAAUAUUGCAUUUUUUCAAACAUGUGUUUCAUUCUUAUUCUUUCACCUUUAUCAUUGCCUUGCAGAGGUGGAUUUAGGAAAGGGGGAGGGAAGGUGCCUCUGAGGCUCUGACCUCUGCCAAGAGGACAUUUUUGGUGUGUGGAUACAGGACCAGGAGCCCUUGGGAUCCUCCACUGUCCUGAGGAUGCAGUUCCUGUGCUUUGGGCAGUGGAGGUCUUGUAGGUCCAACUCCAGUAGAUACACCAGCUGGUAUCUGGAUAUUGCUCACAAUUGAGAAAGCUGUAAGGGGGGUAAUGUAGUCAAAGGUCAGCCAUUGCACACUCCUGGCAAGAGUGGCAUGAACAACAGAGAUGGAAGAAAGGCAACAGGCCUAGACCUAGAGGCAAGGGGCCAGAGAUGCUGGCAGGGGGUAUGUGGGAGAAGCAAGCAACUUCCAGGCUGUGCCCAGCAGAGGACACACACAGGAUGGAUCUGCCCUCACCAAGCAGGACCUUUGGUAACAGGACCUGAAAAGCAAGUUGGCCGUUGUUUUUGUCUUCUUUCUGGGAAAUGGAGGAUUGAACUCAGGAACUAGCAUGCUAAAUCCACAUGUGGAGCUGCACCCUAAGGAUAAGGGCAAGUAUUCUGAAAUUCAGUUUACCAAAAUAAAAAUCAAAAUACCCUGUGUACCAGCAAACUUUAGCUAAAUCAAAGUGCUUUCAAAAUAUUUAUAGUAUUGGUCUGAGAUUGUGGCUCGGUGGUGGAACAUUUGCCUUGUGUGCUUGAGGCAUUGUGCUCAAUCCUCAGCACCACAUACAAAACUGAAUUAAAAAAUAAUUAUAAAAAAUCCACUUUUAAAACAAUUUACAAGUGUAGAGCAGCAGUGGAAGACUAUAUUGCUGCAGUCUUCAUGACAGUUAGUUCAUGAAACCAAAUGAGGGGUGAUGGGGGAUUAGAAAAGACAGACAGACACGCAAGGAAAAAAUAUGGGACCCAGUAGAUAUUACAGUCUGGAGGAGUGCAAUGACCAUGAGCCAGCUCAGUACAUUUAUUAUAUAGUUUAUAUCAUUGAAGGAUAUAUUCAAGAGAAAAUUUCUUCAAACAGAAUGAAGGACAUAGGUAUGAGCAUUAUUAUUAUUAUUAUUAUUAUUAUUAGCUUGUGCCCAUAAUUUUCUACCCCCAGGAAGCUGGUAAGGAAACUUCAAGGUCAAGAACUCGAUAGCUCCAUACCUUCCUUUUGAGCAGGGUGCCACCAUAGCAACGGGGCAAUCUUAAACAGUAGUUUAGCACUGAAUGUUCCUGGGUGAGGCAUCACCUCUGUCACAGGAUGUUCAAGAACCAUAAUUCAGUCACCUCUCCUGAAAAUCUCCCCUUUUUUUAAUGUUUUCAGUGCAAGUGAUGUGCUAUCAUUUGAUGUUCUCAGAUUUCUUCUCUGAAGACACAGCAUCCUACUGUUAUAACAACAGAGAAUUAGUAGUAAAAUAUGAUGCCAAAAAUGUGACAUAUGGAAUGUUUUAACAUAUCUUCAGGAUUAGAAUCAUUUAAAUCAUUAAGUAUUUGUUCAGCAAGCCAUGCAGGAUCCACAAGAUCAUUCCUGCUUUCUGAAUAUCCUGGAUGAUAUGAUGUAACUCCAUAAGAUCUAGACUGUCAUCAUUUCUCUGACCAAUGUCCACUAAAAGAUUUUUAACUUUUUCCCAAUCCCAUUGGGAAGUGUAAUUUGCAGCUGUGACACAUUUAUAGCCAGCAGGGCAAUGAAACCUUUGUCUAAAUUUAAGUGUGGCAAGCUCAUAUACUGUACCUUUGAUGGUAGCUUACAAAGCAUUUAAUUUAAUCUCGAGCUUUUCAUCAACAUUUUUCAAAGUAUUUUGAGGUAAUUAUUAAGAAAAUGAGCAUUUUUGAAUGCUUUUAGAUAAGGAUAUCACAAUGUCAUGGCAGAGACAGAAACAGAUAUCAAAGUGACUACUCCAAGUGCAAUAUGAUCAAUAAUAGCACACUGGGAAUUAUUUAGAUGGGCAUGUCAUACUUGAACUCCAGCAUCAAAAUACCAGGAAUCUGAAAUGCUAGCUGGGAUUAAAACAAAGGAGGAUUGAAGUAACACAGACACUCCUUAUCCUCUAUUACACCUAGUAAUGCAAUUAGAUUAUGUUCGUGAUAAGUCACUUGAUAUUUUUCUCCAGUUCUUUUUACUUUUCUAUUUUCAGAAAUUAAAACAUAAGGAGAUUGAAUACAGGCUUGCAGACUAUAGCAUGAAGCCACUUUACAGCUCCUAAGCAAUAAAGGGAGGUUAUUCAGGGAGAUGCUGGUAUAAUUAUUGAAAUCUAAGGCAGCUAUCAAAUGCCAUGGGUCUUUUUGCAUGCCACCACCACUGAAAGUCAGCACAUUCCUAAGAAAUCCUCCAGGAGUCAUAGAUCCCUGACAUGGUUGUCUCAUCAAUUCUGUGAGAACAAUCCAAAAUAUAUCCACUACUGCCAGGGACUUUAUGUCACAGGGACAAAAUAUUAGCACAUUCCAUGCACUUAGGGAAUGUACUCAAUUCUGCUGUAGUAUGACUAGGGCAAUAAGCUAUUGGUGGAUGCUUCAUAGGAAACAUGGUUUUGUCAUUGGAGAGUCCCAUUUUUGUAACUGUCUGGACAUACCAUUUUAAGUCCCAGGGGCCAGUGAAAUUGACUACCCUGGCUCCCCCAUGUGCUGUCUUUUCCUCUGGGUUUACCUUUAAACAGCCAGCCUAUUUAUAGGGUACCAACAUAUAGAUAAACUUCCUUACAUCAUGUAUAAUGAAAUCCAGUUGAAUGAAAAGUUGUAAUAGCUUUAUCUGAAAAACCUUCCAUCAUUUGAGUAUCAUUAGUAAAUACUGGAAUGGAUUCUCCAGUCCACACAGCUGGUGUACUAAAUGUGGAUCUGGGAAUUAACUCCAAUAAGUUUCCCCAUAACCCUACUUGACAGCUUAGAAAAGCCAUCAUAGCUACAAACAUGGUGGUUAGGGACUUAGUGCCUCCCUGCUGUUUGAUUAUCUGCUCCAUGUGAUGUGUCAGAUUCUUCAGCUGACCCCACUUUGGCAGUUUGGCAUUCUGGGGAUGUGGAAUUUUCUCUGCAUUCUUCCUCUUCUUUCUCAGCUGCUUCUUCCCAGUAGAGAUCAGUAUCAGCACCUCCAUUCAACCUUCAGUCUUUUGAACUUUGGUUCCAGAUCCUCCAUGGUGGUGAUGAACAGCACACUCAGGUACCCAGCUAGGAUGUGGUGCACCUUCUGGAAGGACUCAAGCAUGUCCUCUACCCCACAUUAUUGCUGUAAUGUGUCCAUUCCAUUGUCCUGUUUCUAAGUCUCUCCACCACACUUGGCCUGACCAGUUUGCUAUAGAGGAAGACAUGUGUCAGUCAGCAGCAGUGCUACCUUCAGCAUCACAAUAUAAAAAAUAUAAAACAAAAAGAGCAUGUUUCAAAUGAUUUUGUGGGGUUCUACUUCCCCCUUUUUGUUUUUGUAAUUGUAAUUUAAGAGACAAAUGAGCCUGUUCUACAGUGGCUUGGCUGAGGAUUAUAAGAAAUAAGUCUUCAGUGACCAAAUGAUACCAAUCACAAAACCAUUGAAAAGAACCAGUAUAACUGGACCAUUAUCAGUUUUAAUUUGUAGUGGGUGGUCCAGCUCUGCAAAAGCAGCUAAGCACUGAGAAAUGACUCAAUGAGUAUUUUCUCCUGUUCAGGCAGUGACAAAAAUGAAAUGAGAAGUGUCAAUAUUAACACGAACAUAACACUCUGCCAAAUUCAGGGAUGUGAGUCACAUCCAUCUUCUACAACUGAUUAAGCCACAAACCACAGGGAUUAACAACACUAGGUAAAACUGGAGUAUGUAUUACACAAUGAGGACAUUGAUGAACAAUUUGGUGAGCUUGUUCUUGGGUGAUAUGAAUGCUCCUUGAAUAAGUCGGAGCAUUCUGAUGGUGUAAUGUAUGAGAUGUUUGAAAAUGGUCAUAAGGAGACAACUUCUGCCAAACUGCAACAAGAUGAUCAGCCAUAGCAGUGCCCUUGGUUAAGGGGCCUGGACAUUUGGAGUGAACGCUGAUGUGUCCAAUAAAACAAGGAUGCUGACUCAUUUGAAUUGUUUCUUGUAAAGUAUGGGAUGAAUGGAAUAACUCUUCUAACUGCUUAUAUCCAGUGGUGGCUGAUUCAAUUUGCAUAGUGACUCCUACUGUAGAGUCACUACCACUGUAGGUAUUAAUUAACUUGUUAGCAAAAUGUAGUCAAGUAUCAAUGAGAGCAGAGGUAUACAGAGUCUGCCCCACUCUAGUAUGAGCUGGAGCCAUCAGUAAGUACUGUGACUGCCUUACCUAUCGGCUGAGUGCCUAUAAUUUUGGGGAAGAUGAAUGACGUUAUAAUUGCAGACAAAAAAAGUUUAUCAUGAUGGUAAUGAUUUUUUACUUGGCCAAGAAAAUUUUGAAAAGCUACUUGACAAUCACGUGAGGAUUGCCAAAGCCCCUUUAGGGGUAAGAAAAUUAGGAAAUAGCAACAAAUAUACAGGCUCCUGUGAAUUAAGCCUAGUAAGCUGUGCAGUCUUAAGAGCAGUUUCGACCUUUACAGAUGCAGUCUUUGCUUCCGCCGUGAGCUGUCAAGGAAAGGCCAGAGAGGGAUCUCCACACAAAAUAUCAAAUAAAAGGCCAAAAUCCACAGUGGACACUUUUGUAGAACAGGCCGUAUCCAGUUAAUAUCUCCCAGCAACUUUUGAAAAUCAUUGAGUAUGAAAAGCAUGAGUUCAAUUUAUAAGUUCUGUGGACAAAUCAUGUGUCCUUCGAUUAAGCUGCCUAAAUACCAAAAAGGAGAAAACUUUUGUACUUUUUCAGGUUCUGUGCACAAGCCCACUGUGGUAAGAGAGGUUUCCAAAUAUGCAAAACAUUUUCAAGCAUAUCUGAAUUAGGAUGUGCCAAAAAUUAUGUCAUCCAUGUAACGAGUAAAAUAUGCAUCAGGAUGUUGGUCUUCCACCAGAGCAAUGGCUUGAUGUACAAAGUCUGACCUAAGCUAGUCCUGGAAUUAGCCAUUGCCUGUGGCAAAACCUUCCAACAGUAUCUUUUAACUGGCUCUUUAAAUUUAAUGACUGGAACACUAAAUGCAAAGCACUUACAAUCAGCUGGAUGUAAAGGUAUAGUGAAAAACAAUCCCUUAAGUCUAUGAUGAUUAAAUAAUAAUCAAAAGGAAUAGCUAUAGUUAAAGGAAGUCCAGGAUGUCACGCAUCCAUUAAUUCCAUGGUCUGGUUAAUUGCUCAGAGAUCUUGUAACAAUCUCUACUUACCAUAUUUUUAAUCACAAAACUAGGAGUAUUCCAUAGACUUAAAGUAGAUUCAAUAUGACCAGCUUGAAGCUGUUCUUGGACUAGUGUGUGAACCACUUGAAGCUUUUCCCCUGUGAGGGACCAUUGGUCAAACCACAUAGGAUCAUCUGCCAGCCAAUUAAUUUUUUCUGCUGUCCUCUGGGUUGAAGAAGAGAUCGAUGCCCCAACAGAAAAGGACAAUCAG